Nymphalis io (European peacock) is the source of this 4205-nucleotide messenger RNA. RefSeq lists its product as uncharacterized. Gene Ontology annotation, cellular component: endosome membrane. Gene Ontology annotation, biological process: lysosome localization; Golgi organization; regulation of protein localization. Lineage: Eukaryota; Metazoa; Arthropoda; Insecta; Lepidoptera; Nymphalidae. The coding region runs from base 135 to 3965 and encodes 1276 amino acids. Gene Ontology annotation, molecular function: kinesin binding. The transcript has 9 exons. The record is from RefSeq and is a predicted model, not a curated record.
CUUGUUAUUUGCCGUAUUUUAGUGUGAAUCAUUAAUAAAAAUGGUAAAAUAUGAACAUGAUAAAUGAAAUACGAACAAUAUAUUAUUGAGGAAAGAUAAUUAUCAACUACUAAGCAAGUUUAACGGAUAUUGUGAUGUCGUUCGACAAGGCUACAGAAAUAAAAAGCAAGGAGAUCGAUAAAAUCAAACGUCGUCAUAAAACUGACGACACUGUUGUUGCAACAGCAUUAAGAGGCAGUGAAGAUACAUUCCAGUGCACAAAAAUGGAGAACGCUGGUGAUAACGCCGGGAAACCGACCGAGUUAUGUUUACAAGGCAACUCUCAUCUCAUAUCUAGCACAACUAGCAGUCUGGCGGAUACGCCCGGUGAUUCUGGUGUUUUAUGUUUGGACAGCGAAGCUUCUGAGGCUACAAGUCAGGCUCUUAUGUCUCACAGUCUUAUCGGAGCUGAAGAACUCACUUGUGACAGUAUUUAUGAUGCUGCACCAUCAGGUUCUCAAGAUAUGAUUAAGAGCACUAGUAGUAGCAUCAUGACCCGUAGUGACAUAGAUAAUCAAAACAUAGGUGCUCCUGAUGAUAUUGUCCCUGAACUUUUAGUUGAAACAAGUAAGAAACCAGUGUAUGAAAAUUUACCAGAUGUUGUUUUAAAAGCUUUAGAGAGUGAAAAAGUUUCUAUCGAAGAAGUAAAAAAAUCUGCUUUGAGGACAUCUGAACCAAAAAAAUCAUUAUCAGAAGAUAUUGUGUAUAGAAGGAGAUGUCGAAAAAAGUCUCAAAGUGGACCAAGCUCACAGAAGAAAAGAGUUUCUUUUCAUGAAGAUAUUUUAAAUAAUACAAGAACAGAUAACAUUCAUAUUGAAAGGGGUUUUAUUUCUUACGGACCUGACAGUGCUUACUGUGAUAAGUUCAGACAGAAAAAUGCAUUAAAUGACAGAUUCUCAUGGUGUGCUUCUGGAGACAGAUCGCCAAAGUAUGCAGCAGAUGUAGCUCAACAAACAAUGUCUGAUAUACUGACCUACGGGGACUCCAAACAUGAUAAAAGUGGAAUAUUUGAGUAUUGCCAGACCUUCGAAAGGGAUAAUAAAGACAGAGUUAAUAAUAAUAAUAAUAAUGAGGCUAAGCCUCAUGGAAAAUUAUAUGCAUGUGAUUCAAACAGUUCAGAUUCCAAUUUUAGUUGUGAUUCAGAGUCUUCUUCCAGUGAUUCAUCGUCUUCCCACUCAAAUAAAACUGAAUCGUCACCAGUUCACAAAAAAACAGAUAAGACACAGAAAUCUUACUCAUGUGAUGGUUUUGAAAAUGGCGGGCAUGUGGCAUUUAUCAGAAAAACAUACUUCUCUGAAGCUGAUAUUGAUCAAUCGCAUGAUCGUAAUAAUAAACCUUUAGAAGUCACUCGAAGUCCAACCACAGUCAAAUCAGUCUUAAAAAAGAAGAGGUACAUAACAACAAAUGUUGUAGAGGAAAGAAAACAUAACAACAAAGUGUUAAGUCUACUUGAUGCUAAUAAUAUCAUAGACUCAUUAAAGAACUUUUACAAAAAUUUCAACUUCAACUUUGCACCUGAAAAAGGCUUGCCUGAGUCUAGUUUUGAGUUAAAUAAUGUUGUAGAAGCACUACCUUCUGAUGUGAACCAAAAUAAAAAGUUAUCAAAAAGCUUAGAUUCUGGUUUUCAAAUUGAAGAUGAAGACGAUUUUGUUGAAAUUAAUCUAAACUCUCAACCCUUGGAAGCAGAAAAACCAAAAGAAUUUAUAUCAGGAUCGAAAAAUCCCAUGUCAGGGGACAGAACACCUAACGAGGGAUCCCCUCGGCAUAAGUUGACAUUAAACAUGAAAACUCAACUGGACAAUAAGCUGUCAAACAAAGGAGGUGUGUUCCCCCCGCUGAGUAAAUACGUUGUUAAUUGUGAGAGCACAGUUUAUGAACAUAAAGGUGUUUCUUAUAGUUAUGUUCACGAUACAUUCCAAACAGCCUUUGAAGCUCCGAAGGAAACAUUUGUACCUAUCCCGGAAUCAACACCAGUCAGUGAGAUGGUACUAAGUUCAAGUAAACUUGACCUCAAUUCAAAACAAGAGGCGGAUAAUUCGAGCAGGACAUCGACACCGAAACGACAAUUCAACAAAAACGUUCAAGAGGAAACAGAGCAAAAGAAUGGUCUCACUAAACACUUGUCAUCACCGAAAAAGCAAAACGUAAACAGAUACAGCCGUAAGUCCGCGUCAACGGUGCAAAAGAGUGACGAAACGCAGCAAGUAAUUAGCGAUAAUUGCUCCAACACUGAUAACUCAACCUUGAAGGGCGCUGAUGAUUUCAAUGACGAAUUUUUCGACAGUCCCUCUAAUCAGAAGUUGCAAUCUAACAAAUCGGCGUUACUGAACCGAUACCUUAGAAAUGUGUGCCAGAAGAAGGACCUUGAACUAAAAGUGAAGAACAAUAAAUUCUUUCAAGUUAAAAUGAGAAUGGAGAGAGAGUUUCCGAGCAUUAUAUAUCCGUUUAAAGAUGUGUCGGAAACGUUUCGCGUCUCCUCGUCGAGGAUGUCCCGGCUCAUUGACAAGGAAGUCAUCGAAAACAAAAGACUGUCAGUGCGACUUCUCACUGCCGAGGAGCCGUCGUACUUUGACAGUUUCGAAGACAAUGUCGCUAUUGAGUGCAAUGAGAAAUUACGGCUACAAAUAUUUUCCUAUCCAAAUGAAACAUUGAACAGGAUGAUGAAAGUACAGUCACCAUACAACAUGGAGGAUGGCUCGUGGACUCCUCUCCUAGUAUUCAUAACGGACUACGCACUCUAUGUAGCCAGCGUGAAGCCCGGAGGCACAGAAUACGACAUACUAUGCCGAUUGCCACACAACGAGCUGGACGCCAUAGCGGUCGGUCCUGAAGCCCAAUACAUCCAAAUAAUCGACGUAGCGGGUAACAUUGCGUGCUCCGUCGUAACCGGGGAAUCUUCUCUCGGCGCGAGACUAGCUUCUUCAUUGGAAUGGAGCGCAAGAACGUCCCCGCUUCGCAUACAACGUCCACCAGCUAUGUUGCCUCUCAACUGCGACCACCUCGCGUUAGCAAUUACAAGGCAAAGGCAUGAAAAGAGGGUACCACCGAUUCUCUACUACGGCCGUGCGUGUUCAGGCGAUGCUGAGGAUAGACUUAUUGAAGCUCCAGGUGCCUUCGCACCGCCACUCGAAGGGUACCUUAUGUGCAAGACUGAGAAAAGCAAACGUUUCGAACCGUGUUACUUCUUGCUCAGAGCGGGCGUACUGCACUGGGGUUCGCACUCGCCCGACGGUACUCCCUUACCGAACAACAUCGCGCUCCGCACCGUAGUGGGAGUGCGCCGUCACGUGGACCCGUCCCGCAGGCCGCACUGCUUCGAGAUAGCGAUGAGCGAUUCUAGUAGGCUGCUUUUGGCUGCACCGGAUGAUCCCACCGCUUCCUCCUGGCUCCAGUCUUUACUUCUACACGCUGCUCAGGCCCUAGAGGAGAAGGACGGCGCCAAGAAGGCCAGCCCGCUCGGGCGCGGCCCGCCGCCCGCCUGCACGCUGCUCGUCACGCCGCUCGAGGUGCUGAGCGUGCGCGACACGCUCGACCUCGCCUUCGUCACCGGCGCCGCCGCCUACCUCAAGGAAAGGGGGUCAGAGGCUUUGCUCAAAGAAUACAUUGAAGAUAUGACAACAGAUGUCGAAAUUUUGGCGUGCGGCUCCAUCAAGAAUUUGACAGCGUUUAAAAUACCGGAUACGGACGAGAAUUGGUGCUGUUUAGAGUGGAGCGUAUGCGAGGCGCGCGAGCGGGGCGCGGGGCUGGCGCUCGUGCUGCCCAGCGGAGCCGAGCUCGAGCGGUUCAUACACGCGCUGGAGACCGCGCACGACCGACUCACGAACGAACCAUUCCCGCUCAGUGUGGUGGAGGCGUCGAAGUCUGCGUGCAGUGCGGCGCACUCGAAGUACGAAUCUGCGUGGUCCCACAUGUUGCCACAGCAGUAAACGUCAUCCCAAUACCUAUUAUAUUAAAAAAAAAAUCCGAUAAACAUAUAAAGCUUUAUGUUUAUUGCGCUGGUCGUAUAUAUGCUUUGUGAUAUAUAGUGAUAUUUUAUAUAAUCUGCCAAAUGAAGUAACCUCAUAUAAGCUUUCCUUAAUAUGCUUGUUAUAAAAAAAAGUGCAAAGUUUUCGAAUAAAUCUACAAUAGAUUGUAAUGGGUUUCAAAAAUACAAAUAAUUUGUAUAA